AUGCCAUCCACCUUCGUCUGUCCCUCCUGUCGACGGGCCUUGCUCGAGCAGGCGAAGACUGCAUAUAGACAGCAUGGCGCCGUCAAGAGGCCCUACACCCGACCGAGCUUCGCUCCCAAGCCCACACCCAACCUGAAGCACAUCCGGCAGAAUCCAGGCUUAUACGAGCAGAACAGCGUGGACCGAAACUACGCACCGUACGCCAAGAACGGUUGGAAGAUACUCGAGCUGCAUGAAAAGCUGGUUACGCUUCAGCAUGAGGCUGUACGAUCACGACAGACAAUCAAUGGGCUUGAGAAGCAGCUGCAAGCCAAGCGGGCAGGCGGUCGGGAAGAUGGUAGCAGCACCAGUACUACAGAUACCCUGAUUGCAGAAGCCAAGGCUUUGAAGUCGGCCUUGGAAUCUCGAAUCGACGAAGAGCAGAGAUGGCGCGAGGAGAUGGACCGCCUUGCGCUCGAGUUGCCGAACUUGAGCAGCCUGCAGACACCUGUGGGCGAUCAGCCAAAGCUGCUAGGCCACAUCAACGGCGAAGCUCUGCCCACGCCCAAUCACAACAGAAGUCACGUGGACAUCGGUCGUGAGCUAGAUCUGCUGGACUUUGAGGCAAGCGCAGUGACAAGCGGCUGGGGCUGGUACUUCCUCAAGAAUGAAGCAGCCCUGCUAGAACAGGCAUUAAUCCAGUACGCCUUGUCUGUCGCACUGAAACGAGGCUGGCAAAUCAGGACGCCACCUUCGCUAGUCUACAGUCAUAUCGCGAGUGCCUGCGGUUUCAUGCCUCGAGAUCAGCACGGCGAAACCCAAAUCUACUCCAUCACGCAAGACGCCGAUGCGGCGAAGUCAAGCUUAGUGCUGGCGGGAACGGCAGAAAUCCCUUUCGCAGGCUCGCAAGCGAACAAUGUCCUCUCAGAGCAUGACCUACCUCUGAAAAUCAUCGGACCGUCACGCAGCUACCGCGCCGAAGCCGGCGCAAGAGGCGUCGACACCAAAGGUCUCUACCGCGUCCACGAAUUCACCAAAGUAGAAAUGUUCGCCUGGACCGCACCGCCUCCUUCCUUGUCCUCCUCGGACGACGGCGGUUUCGGCGGCGAAGAAGACACCCAAACCCAAGCGGAAGUCAUUUUCAACGAAAUGAUCUCCAUCCAAAUCGAGAUCCUCACCUCCCUAGGCCUACACGCCCGCGUCCUGGAAAUGCCAACAACCGACCUCGGCGCGAGCGCGGCACGGAAGAUCGACAUCGAAGCCUUCUUCCCUUCUCGCACGGGCAUUGAUGAUGGAUACGGCGAGGUGACGUCCGCGAGUAUAUGCACCGAUUAUCAAGCGCGGAGGUUGAAUACCAAAGUCCGGUAUGCGAAGGGUGACGUGAGACAGGCGUUUGCGCAUACGGUUAAUGGAACUGCGUUGGCUGUGCCGCGGAUUUUGGCGUGUUUGUUGGAGAAUGGGUGGGAUGAAGAAUCGAGGAGCGUAAAGGUUCCGGAGUGCUUGCGGAGGUGGAUGCCGGGUGAGAUUGCUACCAUUCGGGCGAGAAGCUAG
Baudoinia panamericana UAMH 10762 is the source of this 1530-nucleotide messenger RNA. RefSeq lists its product as uncharacterized. The transcript has a single exon. Gene Ontology annotation, molecular function: serine-tRNA ligase activity; ATP binding; tRNA binding. Gene Ontology annotation, cellular component: mitochondrion. The record is from RefSeq and is a predicted model, not a curated record. The coding region runs from base 1 to 1530 and encodes 509 amino acids. Gene Ontology annotation, biological process: mitochondrial seryl-tRNA aminoacylation. Lineage: Eukaryota; Fungi; Ascomycota; Dothideomycetes; Mycosphaerellales; Teratosphaeriaceae.